Arvicanthis niloticus (Nile rat) is the source of this 782-nucleotide messenger RNA. Lineage: Eukaryota; Metazoa; Chordata; Mammalia; Rodentia; Muridae. The record is from RefSeq and is a predicted model, not a curated record.
GAGGCGGAAUCUGAGCGAGCACCCGGGCCAGCGGAGCCGGAGCCGCCGGGACAUGGAUCUGAUCCCUUCUGAGGACUUCACAUCUUCGUUCUUGGGACGUUAAACCCAACAGCCUGACUAUUUUGUUUUUGGAAUUUUGGGUGUCCUCUUUUUUGAUCUUUUCUGCUUCCCUUCAUCCCUUUCCUGUCCUGAGAACUCCUGAAGACUGUAGGAUUAUCAUGGAGUCCAGGGAAAUGUUAAACAACUCUCGGCAAAGAGGGAGUGAGUCUGAAUUCCUUACGGGCUCCUCAUCCAGGUCCCCAGCCGCUCCUGGAUGUUCAGGAGAGCCCUUGAAAGGUAUCUCUGUGGGUGGAGAACGCAUGGAGCCAGAGGAAGAGGAUGAAUUGGGCUCAGGACGAGAUGUGGAUUGCAAUUCUAAUGCAGACAGUGAGAAGUGGGUGGCCGGAGACGGCUUGGAGGAGCAGGAGUUCUCCAUCAAGGAAGCCAACUUCACCGAGGGGAGUUUAAAGUUGAAGAUUCAGACCACAAAGCGGGCCAAGAAACCCCCCAAAAACCUGGAGAACUAUAUCUGCCCACCUGAGAUCAAGAUCACCAUAAAGCAGUCUGGGGACCAGAAGGUGUCCCGUACUGGGAAAAAUAGUAAAGCUACAAAGGAAGAAGAAAGAAGCCACUCCAAAAAGAAGUUGGAAGGAGUGGAAAAGAAGGGGGCUGGAUUCCAACAUGAAGAAGCAUUUUAUGAUGUCACUGUGAUGGGGGAGCUUAUCAAAUGUUUCAGCUCUUAG